GUAUGAAUAGCGCCUUCUCGGAGAGAAGCUGCAUGUUCUAGUUUCGUUGCCGGCCGCAAAAAUCAAGGUGCCGCAGACAGGACCAGACCGAGUGCUGGGUGCUGCAACUCUUGUAGUCUAGGUGUUGCCACGACCCCCCACUCGAUUACUCGCAAGACCACUCCUCUCUACCACACCAUUGAGCUACUCCUCUCUACCACACCGUUCAGCUCUUCCCCCAGCAGUGUGUUACCCGGAGUUUGCCUGAACCUCGUGCCCAAUCCCCUCUGGCUUUUGCAGUUCUCUGGCUUUUGCAGUUUUCUUUUCACCUCCCUCUCCUCUCCCCGCCUCCUUGCUCCGGUCACUUCCUUCUCAUCUUCAUUUUGUCGUCUUCGGUUCGCACACAAAGCCACCUCACACUUACCAUGGAAUCCAAGUCGCACUUUGAGGACUCGCCGAGGGGAAGCGACGACGAGUCAGGCAUGACACUGCUUGGCGAACAGCUCAAGGCGGCGCCAGUGAGGAGGUCAAUCUUCCAGCGCGCCCUGAAAGGCGCUGUCGUUGCCGCGGCUCUCGUCUGCGCCGUCUCCGUCCUCUACACGGCUGUUGCGAUCCGCCGGCUGUCAUCGCUAUCGGCCGUUGACUUUGGCGACUGCGGCGAAAGCCGGACCGUCGAGGAGGCUCGCGCCAUGGGCUGCAAGUUCGACCCCAUGAGCUGGAUCUGGGUGCGCCCCGAGUGCUACGACGCGGAGUUGAUUGCCGACUUUAUGAACAAGACCGACUUUUCGUGGCACACCGAGCCCAAGUUGACGCCCGAGUCCAAGGUCCCCAUGGAUAUCAUCUUCCGCGGCGACCACCCCAAGCUCUUCACGCAAAAGAACUACCAUUCCGUCCACUGCACAGUGAGUUACAUGAUGAAGAAGAUGCACAAGGCCAUCCUUGAACACAGGCCCAUUGACACGUAUCUGAUGGACUGGGUGCACACGAACCACUGCGAGAUGGUGCUGCUAAACGACUGGAUGCACGAAGACACCCCCUGCACGCCUGAAAUGGUGUGCCCGACUUGGGUGAGGGCGACGUGGACGGCCUGCAAGAGGUACUAAGCCUGAGGCAUGUCUCCAUGCAUCCGAGAUCACAACGCAUCAGGGUGUCGCGUUUCCAGGUCUAGUCUGUUGGAUCAAAUUAUGGCAAGUCGAUCCAUGUAUUGCUUACCGAACCUAGACAAUACAAGAACCGUUCCACGAGAUCAUAUCCCACGUAUCAUAUGUGGAAAUGGCAACUGGGGAGGAGCUAAGCAGGUACCUACAUACCUUAAUUGCCUUACCUUA
Lasiosphaeria miniovina is the source of this 1307-nucleotide messenger RNA. RefSeq lists its product as uncharacterized. NCBI's taxonomy places the organism in Eukaryota, Fungi, Ascomycota, Sordariomycetes, Sordariales, Lasiosphaeriaceae. The transcript is spliced from 2 exons. Bases 405 to 1082 code for a protein of 225 amino acids. The record is from RefSeq and is a predicted model, not a curated record.